AUGCCAACUCCAGCCUCAAUUCCCGUCCAAUCCUUCGCCCAAACCCAGCAACGUCUUCUCCUAGCUGAACAUGAAGCCGAAAUCGCUUCGUCCGCGCUUGCCACCUCCAUCGCUCAAUCAGGUGGCAUUGUGUCCGCCUCAACUCGCCGCGCAUUACAAGCUACCGGAUAUGCAUUGACAGGCCUGGUGCUAGUCAACUGUCGGACCGGGAUGGGCGGUCGUGAGGUUGGGGAAUUUGGAGUGGAUAGCGCGAUCGGGUCUGGUGCGAGGAACAAUAAUGGUGGAGGAGGUAGGGGUGAGGGCGAGGUUGCUGGUGAUGGUGGAGCGAAGAGAUUGGGGGCUCAUGGGAUAAGAGUUGGUGAUGUGGUGAGGGUUGAGGAUAUUUCAGCGGGGGGCCGAGGUGCUGCUGGCUCCGGAAUUGCAAAGGGGGCUAAGGUAAAAGGGGGAAAGGAGGAGGAGAGGAAGCAUAAGGGGAUGGAAGGUGUGGUGACGAGGGUUGGGGAGAGGAGUGUUUGGGUUGCCUUUAGCGAGCGAGGUGACAUGGGGAAAGGGAGGUAUGAAGAAUCUGUGGAGGAUCUUUGGGCGAGGAAGGUUUGGAUGGUAAAGCUGGCAAAUGACAUUACGUAUCGUCGGAUGAAGCAAACGAUGACCAAAAUGGAGAACAUGACGGAAUCUGAGUAUACACAUUUCAUGAGAGUUGUGUUCGGGCAUACAACACCCUCUCCAGUGGAUAUGGAUUCCAUUGGAACAAUUGAUUUCAUCGACCCUACAUUAAAUGACUCGCAAAGGGAAGCAAUUCGAUUUGCACUUGCAUCAAGGGAAAUUGCUCUCAUCCACGGCCCACCAGGGACGGGUAAAACCUAUACCUUGAUAGAGCUGAUUUUACAACUGCUCCGCCGCAAUCUACGGGUCCUGGUUUGUGGUCCAUCAAACGUCUCGGUUGAUAACAUAGUCGAACGGCUGGCUCCUCAUAAAGUGCCAUUGGUUAGAAUUGGACAUCCAGCUCGUCUUUUAUCUACUAUUCUGGAUUACUCUUUGGAGGUUUUAACGCAGACGUCGGAUGCCGCUGCCAUUGUGAAAGACGUUAGGAAAGAGAUCGAGAUUAAGCAGGCCAGUAUACGCAAGACUAGGAGUGGUAGAGAGAGGAGAGAGAUCUACAGAGAUCUAAAAGAAUUACGGAAAGAGUUUCGAGAGCGAGAAGCUAAAUGUGUGGGUAACCUUGUUACGGAUAGCAAAGUGGUGCUUGCGACAUUGCACGGGGCUGGUGGGCAUCAACUGAGGAAUCAGAAGUUCGAUGUUGUUAUCAUUGAUGAGGCAAGUCAAGCUUUGGAGGCUCAAUGUUGGGUACCCUUGCUAUCUGCUACCAAGGCGAUAUUGGCUGGAGAUCACUUGCAAUUGCCUCCCACCAUCAAGUCCACUCCUUUGAAAUCCAACGGGGCGGAAAGUGGAAAGUUGAGUGGUGAAGAAAAGGCAACUCUAAGCGCAGAUAGAGAUAGUAGUGUAGGACAACAUAAGGCGACAAAAGGAGUUACACUAGAAGUGACACUUUUUGAUCGUUUGCUGUCACUGCACGGUCCCGCCAUCAAACGCAUGCUAACCACACAAUAUCGCAUGCACGAGAAAAUCAUGAAAUUUCCUUCGAAGGAGCUAUACGAAUCCAAGCUAGUUGCAGCAGACGCGGUGAAACUGCGUUUACUUAAAAAUUUGCAAUAUGAAGUCGCAGAGACCGAUGACACGCGGGAACCUUUGGUAUUCUACGAUACGCAAGGAGGAGAUUUCCCCGAACGAACCGAGGAACCUGCUGUGGCGUCGAAGCAAAAGCAGGAACCCAUGUUUGCAGAGAGUAAGAGCAAUGAUAUGGAAGCUGCUGUGGUGGCUCGACACGUCGAGAAUUUGGUUGCGACUGGCGUGAAGCCUGAAGAUAUUGCUGUGGUGACACCGUAUAAUGCGCAGUUGACCAUUCUGUCUCAAUUGCUGAGGGACAAGCAUCCCGGGAUAGAAUUGGGGAGUGUGGAUGGGUUUCAGGGGCGUGAGAAAGAAGCUGUCAUUGUGAGUCUUGUACGCAGCAAUCCGGAGCACAAGGUCGGUUUUCUUGGUGAGAAGAGGCGGUUGAAUGAAGAACCUCCAAUCCCGAUGGAUGAGGUAGUUGGACGACCGAUGAGCAGGUGGCAGAUCACCACAUAG
Molecule: messenger RNA, 2184 nt
Organism: Paracoccidioides lutzii Pb01
Product: helicase
Exons: 4
Coding region: 1-2184 (727 amino acids)
Molecular function (GO): ATP hydrolysis activity; 5'-3' DNA helicase activity
Source: RefSeq, a predicted model, not a curated record